Anneissia japonica is the source of this 4881-nucleotide messenger RNA. Its product is annotated as tumor protein D52-like. NCBI's taxonomy places the organism in Eukaryota, Metazoa, Echinodermata, Crinoidea, Comatulida, Comatulidae. The record is from RefSeq and is a predicted model, not a curated record. The transcript is spliced from 7 exons. Gene Ontology annotation, cellular component: cytoplasm. Bases 1168 to 2070 code for a protein of 300 amino acids.
AGCUAUACACACAGCAUAGAUAACUGAUUGACAAGCUACAAUACAGUAUGUACUAACAGUAACCACUGCUCAUCUUCGUAUUAUCAAUUGUAAAGUGGGAAAUAAAAGAUCCAGACCUUGAACUAAUGUGGAAUAUCAUUGAAGCAAGCUGAGGGUUUUUUUGUGGUAGUAUUUACUAACUGUGAUUGAUUUCAUGGACGGAUAACAAACAAAGGAGAGUCUAGCACUCCUGUUUAACAAAACCAGUGGAGACGUGGCAUAGUGUUUGAUUAUCUGUCAGUUAGGUAGAUUUUAUCUGUAGUUUGUCUUUACAUUUGACAGUUUUUGAAUUGUUGCAGUGUGAUCACAUAGUUUGAUUCUACUGUGUCUGGAUUUUGUAGUUUCUGAUGUUGAUUCACUGAUUUUGAGGAAAAAAUGAACUACUGUAGUCUGAUGUACCACAGAACACCAUCAAAGUGAAAGCUCUAUUGGUUCUGAACGCAUAUAGAAACAUUUAACUUCCUGGAAUGAAGUACAGAAAGAAGAAUGUGAUUUUCUUAUUCGCAAUGCAUUUGCGGUGAAUCUGAUGGAAGACUUAGGUUUGCUAUGAAAAAGGCUUGGUCAUUGGUAUCUUUGAAUCUUGCUGUGCUAUCAAUAUAAAAUUACUACCCUCACUUUUAUCAGGGAUCUUCAUAUGUCUUGAAACACUUUUCAAUAUUGGAAUCUUUAAUUUAUUGGACUCUAGUUUUCUUAUACUAGAAUUUUAUAAAUAGAAUUACUAAACGGCACUCGGCAAUCUGCUAUUGUCUGCAAUCAUAAAAGAAUCAAACACUUGAUAAUUCCGCAGACGAUAAACUACUGUACAUGGUGCAAGUAUGCAAGAGUUAUAUCAUUUGACAUUGUGAAAGCUUAUAAAAGUGUGCAGCAAAUUUUUGCAAAUUCUCAAAACAGUUUUUACAGUUUAUGAACCAGUGUGCAUUUUAACCACUAGCCUUGUGUUUUGUGAUUAGUGAUUUGCAUAUAUUCCGGUGAAAACUAACAGGAGUUGUGAAAUUUCAGAAUUUGUCUCAAAUGAGAUGGUAGCCAACAACAGUAAAAUGCAACUUUAAUAGUACAGAUUUGAUGGUUUUAUGUGAAAAGAGUUCUAGAGAGACACGAAGUAGGUAUAGUUAAUACUAAAGCGUCAUCAUGUUGAAUGGGGAAUUGGAAAGUAUUGAGGAGGGGUACGGAUCAGCAGAUGAAAGACCCUCAGAUGAGCGCAUGCGAUCAGCCUCUGCUAUCAACUAUCAAACGUACCUGCAGAUUGUACCCACCGAUAUUGAUGAUGAAGAUGAGGAAAACAUCUUUUUUUGGGAUGAACCGACAUUAUCGUCCCCAGACUCAACUCCUGUGUAUGGAGACACGCCGACAGAUCCAGCCAAUGAAUUUCCACAGGAUCCAAACUACCAAGAUCCAUAUGUGGUCCAAAAUGAAGAAGAGAGGGAAAAAAUUCGUCUGGAGUUAGCGCAGACGGAGGAAGACAUAGCAGCCCUGCGAUCCACACUUCGUGGCAAAGAACAAGCAGCCAAAGAAUUGAAGCGAAAAUUAGGUAUUACAACGAUGUCAGAGGUCAAGAAAGAUGUUGCUCAGGGGUGGAAAAAUAUUCAGCAGUCCAAUGCAUAUGUAAAUACAUCUAAUAAGUUACAUGAAAUCAAUGAAAGAAUAACAACAUCAUCAGCUUACCAGAGGAGUAGUUUUCGCAUUAAGAAAUGGAACAGCAAUGUGAAAAGUUCUAAAGCGUACAACAAGACAAAGACUGGUCUCUCAACUGCUGGUCAAAAGACUGGUGCUGCGUUCUCAACUUUGGGUUCAUCCAUUUCCAAGAAACUCGGAGAAAUGAAGGAAUCCACAGCCUUUAAAUCCUUUGAAAGCAAAGUGUCAAAUGCUUCAGGAAAUAUUAAGAAUAAACUCACAGGGUCAAAAUCUGAAGACUUGUCAACGUUUGAGGAGACUCUGAAUACUACUGUGAAAGAGGAGCAAGUAAAUGCAGAUGGAUCCUCCACAAAAACAGACAGCGGUACCCCAUUGCCCGAAGAGAAAGUACCGUUGUAGGACUACGAAUUCAAAGUUUGGGUGCAAAUAUAAUACUCAUCAAACAAUGAGGCAAGAACCAAAUCCAAAAUCUUUCAAAUUUGAUAUAAGGAAUAUGAUUGAUUGAGAUUGUUCAGACAGUUUGAUUAAUUUUAUUUCAUUAUCUUUAACUCAAAAGUAUUGCAAUCCAAUGUGUAUAAGAUUUUGAAUUAAGAUUUAAGAUAUAAGAUUUUUCUUCAUAAUUAAGAAGUAAUUACUACUUUAUGGCUAAUGACAAAAUUUCAACAAUUUUUGGUAAAUGGAUUUUUAUGAGAUUGUUAAGUAAGCAAUCAUUAAUUCUCAUUGUGUAUCUCCAUGUUAUUUUUUUUGUAAAUUUUGUCUGAAAUGGAAUGGAAAUAUAUCUGAACUUGAACUUAAUUGUAGUUUGAUUAGGAUAGAUUAUUACUAACAAAAACAAAACCUUUAUCUUCAAUUCACUGUAUUGAAAGAAAUAUAUAUUAUACAUUAUUGCUUUGGCUAUUCAAAAUGUAAUUUUUAAUUUAUGAAAUUACUUUACAGUGUGGUAGAGUCUGUCAUUCUCUUUCAGUGGUAAACUCAAAAUGAGUAUUAUGCAUAUUGUAAUCACAAGAGAAAACCUCAAGCACUUCUCAUUUAUAUAUCCAAUUAUAUUAAACAUUUCAUUUCAAAAAUUCUUCACUAAAUUUUGUGGCUGGGAUGUGUAUCUGGUAAUGGAAAUCUAUAAAUAGAUUUUUUUUGGGUUGAAUAUUCUGUAAAUCGUUUCAUAUUUGCUAAAUAAUUGUGUUAAUAGAAUAAAUUUCCUCAAACACUGUGCAGGCCUAUGUAUAUGAAUGUCAAUUAAUUAUAAUAUAUUAUUAUUGUUAUUUUUUCAUAUAGGUCAAAGGUUAUUUAGAAAUGAAUACAAAAUUAUAUAUAUUGAUAUGAAAUUAUUACAUAACAUGAAUAUAUUAAGGAUAAUUAAAAUGAAGAAGAAUCUACACCACUUUGGGACUCCAUGCUGUUUUAUAAGUAGAUGCACGACCCCUAAACAAACUACAGUACAUAGGGCAGGCCUGUAACAGAUAAAUAUGAUGCAUCCUCACCUUAAGCAUUUAUUUUUGGGCAAGAUUACAAAACAGACGGAAAAUGUUUGGGGCAGUACAGUAUAAGAAUUGGUGUUCGUUGGGAAAUUUGCAAUAUAAUCGUAGAGUGUGUUUCUCUGUACCUACCUUUUAUGAGUCUAUUUUUGCUUUGAUAGUACUGACAUAUCAACUUUUCUAUAGUUAAUGUGAAAUAAUGUAAUCAUAAAGGCCUUUCUCCCUACUAUUUUAAUUGCGUAUAUAUACAUUACAAUAUUAUGAUUUGUAUUAUUACAGUUAAUAUAUUAUUUCAAUUCAUUUAUUUAAAUUUGUAGUAUGGUAGAGUAUAUAUAAAUUGAUAUGUGUUGCAUAAUGGCCUUGUAAAUUGGGCUACAGUGAAUAAAAGCUGAAUUGUUAAGAAUAGUUACUACUGUAUUUUGAAGAUGGUUUGUAAAAUUUAAUUGCUUAUCGUAUAUAUGUUGUUUAUAAUUCCAUUAAAGAAUAGCCUUUAUGCAAGACUUAGUGUAAAAUACAUAUCAAGUUAUAGAGAUGGUUAUACGUUGUUGGUGCCUUUAGCUAGAAAGACCCAAAUUUUUUUAAUAUGAAGGGCGAGCAAUAGGUUAUUCAUUGAUAUUUCUAUUUUAAUUAAUAUUCAGAAUAGGACAAUUUCAAACUAUAUAAUAUUAGUCCCUUGUCAGUUAAAAUUUUUAUUUAAAAAAUAUCAUGUAAUGAUAAAAAUAGACUAGAUAUUCCCCUCAAUAUUUUAUAGAUAUAAUUUGUCCAUUAUAACAAUAAAAAUACAAAUAAAGUUUACCAAUGUUUAGCACAGUACUCUAAUUUUCCAAAUGUACGUACAUAAUGUCAUUUUCAAUGUGUAUUAUGUGCUGCAUAUACAAAAUAUCUGCAGACAUACGUUAUAUAUAGUAUAUUGUAUAUAAUAGAUAUAUAUAUCAUGUAUAUUUAUUAUCUGAUGUUUACAUAAUAUAUUUUCAUUGCACGACAACUUGCAUAUGAAUAUAUUAUGCAUCUGGAACAAUAAUAAAUUUUAUUUGUAUCGUAAUACUUGAAUCGCAUGAUACAGAUAUAUAAUUAUACAUGUAUAUUAGCUCCCCCUUUUAACAGGUAUUUGAUAUUAAUACUUUAUAACCUGGUCAAAUUUUGUUUGUGAUUUAUUUUUAAAUUAGAAAAUAGCAAACCUGUUUGAAAUUCAGAUAAACCAUUUAAAUCCUUUAACUUGAACAAUAUUUUUAAAGCCAGUGAAUCGUGUGUGAUAUUGAGCGUUAUUGAGGGUUGGAUUUAGGAUAUGAGUUUUACCCAUGCUUACAAAUGCCAUGGUAAAAAUAAUUUUAAACAAUUCAUAUGUUAAGCUUUGUCCUGAUUAUCAAGUUUUCUCUUGACAAAAAACUGGUCUACACCCAUAUAUAGUCAUGAUGUGCCUAUAUAUGGUCAUGAUGUGAUACCAUCAUGACUAUAUUUAGGCAUGUCACAUGUUUUGUCAAAUAAAACUUGAUAGUCUGAGCAGAGCUUUAGAAUAAUACGAAGAAGAUUGAUUCACACUAUUUUAUCAAAAUUUGUUCCUUCCUUAAAGUGAAUUAACCAAGAUGGACUUUAGAUGUGGAUGUUUAUUUGAAAGCCAUGUUUAGGCUAUUAAAAAAAAAAUGCCCAUUUGACUGAAUUUCUUGACUUUACAAGGUUUGUAACAUCAGCUAAUUGUAAGAGUAAACAUUUAUAAAUAAACACAGACCAAAGAAACUGA